AUGGCACAGUGGUGGCAGAUCCUCUUGGGGUUGUGGACACUCAUGCCCAUCUUGGCAGGAGACAAGAUGGUCAACGUCUGCAUGAAUGCCAAGCACCACAAGCCAGAGCCCGGCCCGGAAGACACACUCUACUUGGAGUGCACGCCCUGGGAGGACAAUGCCUGCUGCACAUCCACCACAAGCUGGGAAGCCCACCUUCAGGACUCCCUGCUGUUCAACUUCAGCCUGAUGCACUGUGGACUGCUGACCCCAGUCUGUCAGAAGCACUUCACCCAGGCCAUCUGCUUCCAUGAGUGUUCCCCCAACCUGGGGCCUUGGAUCCAACCGGUGAGGAGACAGGGGCAGCCCCCCCCCCCAAGUGGUGGUGGUGAACGGGUUUGGGGCGUGCCACUGUGCUGGGAGGACUGUGAGGAGUGGUGGAAAGACUGCCAGUCAUCCUACACAUGUAAAUCCAACUGGCGUGAUGGCUGGGACUGGAGUCAAGGGAAGAACCGCUGCCCAGCACAGGCGCCCUGCCGUCCUUUCCCCGAUUACUUCCCCACCCCCGCUGAGCUGUGUGAGAAGAUAUGGAGCGACACAUUCAAGGCCAGUCCUGAGCGCAGGAACAGUGGACGGUGUGUGCAGAAGUGGUUUGAGCCCACCCAGGGCAACCCCAACCUGGAAGUGGCCCUUCACUUUGCCAGCUCUGCCUCAGCCCGGGGGCUUUCUUACACCCUCACAGCAGUAGUUUUGUGCCUGUUGCUCCAUUCCUGAAGGCCCCCUUCUUCUACCCGUGUUCCUUGGUCCUUCUGGGCCAUGGUCAUCUCCUUCC
Acomys russatus (golden spiny mouse) is the source of this 811-nucleotide messenger RNA. It is a transcript of the gene Izumo1r, whose product is annotated as IZUMO1 receptor, JUNO. NCBI's taxonomy places the organism in Eukaryota, Metazoa, Chordata, Mammalia, Rodentia, Muridae. The transcript is spliced from 5 exons. The record is from RefSeq and is a predicted model, not a curated record. Gene Ontology annotation, molecular function: signaling receptor activity. Gene Ontology annotation, biological process: fusion of sperm to egg plasma membrane involved in single fertilization; sperm-egg recognition; cell adhesion. Gene Ontology annotation, cellular component: external side of plasma membrane. The coding region runs from base 1 to 753 and encodes 250 amino acids.